GCAGUCCCAGUACGAUGACAGCAUCCAGCCUAUAGCCAAACCCCCCGCACAUCCUCCGCUCCGGGAGAACGUCGGUGACAUUUUUUUUUUUUUUAAUUUGGGGAAAAAGGCACAUUAUUUAUUAUUUUUUAACCUCAAAUUCCUCACACCACUGGUUUAUCGGGAUACCUCCCCCAGCGUCCCCGUCCGUCUCCUCCGCAGACCACGAGGUGGCCGUACCAGAUUGGGAUUGGUCCUGAUGAGCACGAGGACUCCCCUCCACCUCUUUUCAGCCAAUCGUGGAGGGGCUGCGGGGCUGAUGUCUCAGAGGGCGAGAGGGUAUUUGUGUUCCGGGGUCCUGAAGAGACAAGCUACAUCACGUUAAAUGGAGGAGAAGGAGCGAUGUAGGAGCAGGUCUCCGGCUCGGAGGGCCAGCCGGGUGCAGCAAGUGGUGGGAACCAUAAUAAGGCGCACCCGAGAAUCGCUCAGCAGGGAGCGGUUGCUAGGCGAUGGGAGGUCACAGCGCUCCAACAGUCUGUCCAAUCAGAACUUCCAGGUGAAGCUGACGGUGCAGAUCACCAGGGACCCGGUUCUGGACAGCAGCGGGGGACAUGGCUUCACCCUCAGCGCCACCACACCCCUGCUGGUCAGGGACGUCGCCACAGGGAGCCCUGCAGACGGGAUGCUGUUCCCAGGGGAUCAGGUGCUGCAGAUUAAUGAUAUAGUGGUGGAGGAGCUGAGCCCAGAGCAGGUGGAAAACAUCUUAAGGGACUUGGAGGAUUCUAUCACUGUGACUGUCCUACGGCACAUGACAAAUCCCAAGUCGUCCAUCAUGUCAGCGGAGAAGAGAGCUCGCCUGAGGAGUAAUCCAGUCAAAGUGCGCUUUGCAGAGGAGGUGGUGGUCAACGGGCACACUCAGGGAAACUCUCUUCUCUUCCUGCCCAAUGUUCUGAAAGUUUACCUGGAGAACGGACAGACCAAGGCCUUCAAGUUUGACAAAACCACCACGGUAAAAGACAUUGUUGUGACUCUGAAGGAUAAGCUGUCCAUCCGGGCCAUCGAGUACUUUGCCCUUGUGCUGGAGCAACAGUACAGCAUCACCAAGCUACUGCUGCUGCACGAGGACGAGCUCAUACAGAAGGUGGUGCAGAAAAAGGACACCCAUGACUACCGCUGUCUGUUCAGGGUGUGUUUCAUCCCAAAAGAUCCAGUGGACCUGCUGCAGGACGACCCCUCGGCCUUCGAGUACCUCUUCCUGCAGAGUGUUGGGGACGUACUGCAGGAGCGUUUUGCAGUGGAGAUGAAGUGUAACACUGCACUGCGCCUUGCUGCCCUGCACAUGCAUGAGAGACUAGAUUGCUGUGGGCAGACCAGGACCUCUAUCAAGAGCAUAACGAAGGAGUUUGGCCUGGACAGCUUCAUCUCUCCCACGCUGCUGAGCAACAUGAGGGAGAAAGACCUGAGGAAAGCCAUCAGUUACCACCUCAAAAAGAUCCAGUCCCUGCUCGAGCCACGCCAGAAGGUAAUAAAUGCUACUCAGGCACGGUUGGCCUACCUCACUCAGCUGGGAGAACUUAUUUCCUAUGGAGGACGGUCCUACACAGCUACAAUGAUGCUCCAGGACAGAGAGGCAUUGGUCAGCCUGCUGGUGGGGGCCAGGUAUGGGAUGAGUCAGGUCAUCAACCACAAGCUCAAUGUGAUCUCUACGCUGGUCGAAUUCAGCAGCAUCAGCCGCGUGGAGCUGCUCUCCGAGUCUGAUAAAGUCAGCCUGCUGCGCAUCUCACUGCAUGACAUGAAGCCAUUUGCCUUACUGAUGGACUCUCUGGCAGCCAAAGACUUAGCAUGUCUGCUAGGAGGCUACUGCAAGCUCCUGGUGGAUCCCACUGUUAAUGUCUUCCGUCUGGGGCGCCCCAAAGUCAGGGUGCACCGGAUUCCUGCUGAAGAAGGUGUGUGUGGGAGGUUCGCCGUAAUAGAGGGCGUGUGCUAUGAGUCCCUAUCAAGUUAUGUGUCGCGCUGCUGCAGUGACUCAGAUGACACAUCGGAUGAGGACUACCCGAUGGAUUCCCAGAAUAGCAAACGCCCUGACCCAGCGAGCCAAGACUGGGAGGAAAGGAGGAGAGAGGAGGAGGAGAAGAGGAGAGAGGAAGAAAGGAGAGAGAGAGAGGAGUAUGAAGGGAAACAGGAAGUGAAGAUAAUCGUGACAGCAGAAGGUAGGGACAAUGAGGGAAAAAAGGAAGGUGGAGCAACAGUAGGUGGUCUGAUUAAAACCAGUGGAGUGGAUGAGGAAAUGAAUCUGGAGACCAACUGGUACCACACUGACCCGCGGGUCACCAGCAGCUUCUCUAGCUUGUCCAGCGGCUCCUUGAGUGCUGCCCUAGAAGAGAACAGCAUCGCAGCCAAAGCUCCCUCACGUAUGGAGGCACUCCGUGGACUACGCCCAUCUGAAGGACUCUCAAACCUGGAUGUCCACCACCCGUACCUCCUGGAGCCACAACGCCAUCAAGGACAUGCUGCUACCGGCCCCUUACGGCCCACCAAUCUCAAUUAUCGUGGCAAUGACAAUUCCUGCCUUUGUUUUGCUGAGCUCUCCCAGGCUGACUUCCUCCCUAGCCCACCUGAGGCCACCAGUGAUGAUGAUGAAGACGAGGAAGAGGAAGGAGAGGAGGAGCUCAGACGCAUUUCUAAGAUACCUAGUUCAAGAGAUCUGAGACUGAUUGACAGCACGCCCUUCCAGAGAUCGCCCAAUAAGAAAAUAAAAAAGGUCCCUCCCAAAGUCCCAGUUAGGACAAGUUCAAUCCCUGGCAAUAAAGCAGCACAUGCUGAGAAGCGCCUUUCCAAGGAGGACGAGGGUCUGUUCCUGACACCUUCACCCAACCCCAAACCAGCUCUGGUGGUCAAAGAGAGUGCCUCAGAGUCUGAAGAUGAGUUCUUCGACGCACAGGAGAGAUUUACUCCCCCAGUUCCAGAUCUCUCAGAGGCAGAACUGGCUGACAGGCGGAAUGCCAAUCGUCUGAGUGGCACUUGGAAUAGCCUUCCUACUGUGCCAGAAAAAGAGCCAACCUCACCCCUUAAUAAUAAAAAUGUGCUGUCUCAAAACAAAAAUCAAGAGGAGACUCUUAAGGCACCUGCAAAGCCCCUUACUAACCAACAGCCAAGCCCUUCACAACCAUCUCAGAAAACUGAAGUUAAGGUCAAACCACCCUUGGCACCUAAGCCCCAGCUGCUCCCCAAACCACAGAUAAUUCCCCCUAAGUCUCCCCAACAUGGCCGUUCUUAUGCCCACUGCAAUGGGGAUGCCUCUGGACGCCUCUCCUCUGAGUUGCUGGAGAUGGAGCCAGACACCAUGGAGUUUAAGUCUGUCACUUCUGGGGCAGGGGGGCUGCCUCUGUCCUCACCUCUGAUCACAGCAGUGCGGCGCAGCCACCAACCACCACCGAUCCCAAUACCCCAGACCAAGGAGAGGAGCAUGAAGCAAGAAAACAGCCCAAAACAGGAUAUCGAGGUGACACAGGAGAAUGGAGAACUGGUUGUUUCCAAAGACAAAGUUUACAUUCCUGCUGAAAAGGAAACUCCUAAAGUUGAGGAAAAAAACGCUGAGGUUGCCCUGCUCACAGAAGAGGUGCAGGGGUGGGAAAAUGGAGAAGAGGUUGAAGUCACAAAAAAGCCCACAGACCUGCCACCUAUUCCUCGCUCUAAUUCAGGUACAAAACUGGUCCUCCCCCCUCCAUUAUCUCCCAAACCCACUUCUCCCUCCAAUCUCCACCCCUUAUCUCUUCCUGGUAGCUCGCCUGUCUCCCCCACUGAUCCAGUCAAAGAGAUCUUUAAAGAUGGCAUCAGCCCACCAAAUGGCAUCCAUCCUUGGAGCAGCCGCAAUGGCAUCAUCCAGUCAGGACCCCGGAGGGUUUCUCUAAGUCAUGAGAGCCUGUCACCCAAAAACACAGAGGCCCCUCUCACCCUCACCACCUCCCUGACCUCAACUUCCUCCAAAGGGGUUGGGGGCAUGGAAAACAGGGAGCCAGGGAGGUCUGGGUCAGGGUCAGACCUGAGGACCAGUUCCUCUAGCCUAGGAGGCAGACUCCCAGCCUCAGCCCUGAGGGGGAGGAUCCAGGCCCUCCCGUGGUACAUGACCCGUUCUCAGGAGAUUCUAGGCACUUUGGACUAUCCCUCCAGCAGCUCCAUCAAUGGAGACACAUCUGGCUUUGGCUCUGGUUUGUCUGUAGCCAGUGGAGUAUCUGACCUAAACAAGACCCCUGUCAAGGAUAAAGAGACUGUGGCCGCAAAAGCAGGAGGGAAAGGGAAGAUUCUGGAGGAGGGAGCUGAGGUUGUCAUAGCAACCAUCAAAGAGGCCCAGGAUGUGACUACACACAUGAAGAAUGCCAAUGGGACAAAUGGGUCACACCCUGAUCUAAGUUUCAAAGACAAUGGUGCACACAGUGGCAGUGUUUCUUCUGAGCAGCCUCAAUCACGGCCACACUCAGCAGUGGGAUUAGGAGGCGUGGCUGGCAUGCCCAUAGGAGGUGACUCUCCGUCCUCCUCGGUGGUGGAGAGCACCCCCCCACAGCAGCACCGGGAGGCCUGUGGCUGCCGAACUGUUUAUGCCAACUGUUUCAGUGGUGACGCAGAGGAUGUUGUCGGCUUUGAUGAAGAGCUCACUGUUUACGAGUUCUCCCGCCGCACACGCCCCAAACCUGCCCGACCCACACCUGUCCCUUCUCCUACAUCACCCUCUGUCAACCCCAAUGCCAAUAUCCUGUCACUGCUUAGGGACAACCCACGGCCCCUCUCCACGCUUUCUACUGCCUCCUCUGAACUCAGCCCCCUUGUUUCACGGCCCAUCUCACCGACACCACCAGUCGGCGGUCCUCUUCGCUCCCUUACUAACAAGCGCUAUGGAGGGCUGAAGGGAGGAUUUGCGUCCCUGCGUCAAGAUAUAGAUCAGCUAUUACUGGUCUUAGAGAGGGGAACAGCUGAUCAACCACAACCAACAACAUGUCAGGACUCCAAUCAGGAUGGUACAGCGAUACAGGAAGGAUCUGAACUCUUGAAUGAAAAGGGAAGCGAAGGCAGUACAGCCCCAGGCCCAAAUUGUGCAGGGAUGAGCCCUGCCCCUCUGACAGAGGCGGAGAGGAGUCUUCUCCAAGCAGAGGCUCGACGAUUGGCCUCUGGGUGCCAGAGGGCCACACGUGUAGGCUGGGCUCCUGAUGAAGCCCUACGCUCUUUAUCUAACAGCUUCAGUGCCCUGGUGCAGCUGUCAGCAGCCUGCCUGCAGACAUACCCCUGUCCUGGCUGUGACAUCUGCCGUGAUGUAAGCCUGUUCCAUGGAGAUGAGGAAGAUGACAGCCAAGGGGCCAUGGACAAGCUGAAAGAGAUAGUGGGUCUGUACCGGGAGUUUGUUGGGGCUGUGGAGACAGCUGGAACUGGUAAUGGCACUGGGGGCAAAGGUGUGGGCGUCAGUGGGUGUGGGCAGGGCCAGGGGGAAGGUGAGGGGGUGAGGCUACUGGCCAAACGCUGCACUGUGCUCAUCUCCUCUGUCUUUGCGCUCACUCAGCUCUUCCGGACACGCUUACCAGACACCUCGGACACGCCCAGCCAUGUACCUCUCAACUUUUGACCUCUGAACUUUUACCCCCUAACAGCCAAGUGACUAUAGUGAUGAGCCAAGAGGAAACAUAGCACAGAGGGAUCUGGUGUGUGACCCCUAUGUUCUUGUACAGUAAGUGCCAUGCACACCACAGCACAGACAUAAAAACACAUAACAUACAUCCACACAAAAAAUACACAAACCAAACCUCCACACAAAGAGAGGGACUUACAAUGCUUGGCCUCUUCUUGGACGCAUAUGGACUAUGCAUUUGUACAUACGAAUUUUAUAACUAUCUUAUAAUGCUCUUAUUUUAUGAUACAAUAUGUGUAUGUAUGUAAGGAUGAAUUAUCCAUGUAUGUAUUUAUGUAUUUAUUUUUAAAAUCUUUGCACCAUGGUCUGUGAUGUGCAGGUCUCUGGUGGAAAAACCUAUGGAUGUCACUGGAAUUUGUAUUUUUCAUUCUUUAAGACAGUAUUAUGUUAUUCUUUGCUGCUUUAAAGAUUCCUCACCUCCACGUAAAGGUGUAAUCUGUAAAUUGUCACUUUUGAAGUUUAAAUACUACAUUUUACUGUAACCAAGCAGAAAAUGUAAUCACACUACUAUACCACACUUUCAACAGAAUGAACCACUUUGGUUUAUAUGUGUACUUGUAGCUACUUUUUAAGGUUCAGUUGAACAUUUCUCAAGAUUACAGUUGCAUAUAAAUGGAAUUAGAUACAAAACUAUACCACGACAAAACAGGGAGAGCACUUUCGACUGUUACAGAUUGCACCUUUUUAAGAGACACUAACCUUGUGUAAAGUGUUUAUUUCUGUCCUACCCCUGGCUCCUGACUGACUUUUGGUGAAUGCUUUUUAGAAAAAAAAAACCCUCCAGUAACCCAAACUUAUGCAGUACUAAUCAACUAUUCAUCCAAAGGACAAGAUAUAUUUUUUUUUCCAGGGUGGGUCGUGUGGGUGGGGCCUGGGAACAAUACAGAGAUGAUCUUAUUUAUGUAGUUUGUAAAAAAACAAAACAAAACAAAAAAAGAAUAAGAAAAACAAGUUUUUGACAAGGCACAAGGCUGACUGUUAAACUUUCUCCAGAUGUAGCAAAGAUCCAAAGUCUUAAAACACUGAGCCACAACUGUUAUUCCCCUCAAUGGUUUCCUCGUAGGGCACACCAACUAACUAAAAACAUGACUGACAGAUUGAUUGACUGCUGUAUGCUGGAGUCAGAAUUGUAGAUAUACAUUUAUAUCUGUGUCUAUGUUAAUGUCCUCCUCUGUCUCUACCUAGUUUAUGGCUAUGCAAACAUAAACACUUCACCCCCCACAUGCCAUUCUCUUGUUUUGUUGUGCUAACAUUAAAAAAAAAACAAAAAAAACAAUACCUACAUUAUGUUUGAUAAUCUGAUUAUAUUGAGUGCUUUUUUCUUUGGAAUGUCGGCCUUUGUCUUGGUUCUCGAAUACCUACUGCAUUAUGGAUUGCAACAUUCUGCAAAGUUGCAUGGCAUUAACAUUUGUCAAUAUAGAGACUCCUGUCAGUAUUGAUGUCUGUGAAAUUGUCAGUAAAAGGAUUGCAUUGCUCGAUCAGUUUGCUGAUGUACAGUGUCCACCAAUCAGCACGUCUGUAUCAUAUGACAUCGACUCAUUUGAUCGGCCAUCCAAUAUGGAGGAUUUGCGUACUGUAGCCAUCUUAUGACAAGAAGGUAAUUAUGCCACAUUAGUCAGUUGCUUAUAUAAAUACAGUAAUGAGAUUAUUUGAGAUAGACUUCUUAAGUGUGCAGAGACAGCUGAUGAGGAGAUAGAUCACUUAGUUAAUCUUCCAAAUUAAUGAUUGAGGGAAAAACAGUCAGGGUGGGUUACCUUGAAUAGGAAGGCGGUUGGGUGUUCAGAGCUUCCAGAUGUCGUGGACACCGUGUCCAGUAGAGCGGUCUCCAUCGCAGCAUUAUAACAUCACGAGACCUAGGUAAUACGUAGGUCUCACGAGCAUCUCCAGUUGUCCAUCAAGCAGGCCUGAACAGCAGAAAGAGUGCCUGUGUCAUCCAAGAGUUUUCCUUCCCUGUAGCUAUAAAUGUAGCAACAGUAUUUCAUAUUCGAGGUGAUAUUGUGUUUUUACAUGAGCAGUCACUUUUCCAUACCCCAUGUACGACAUUGGUAUACCAAGAAAUGUACUGUUUGGAAAUAAAUUACGCAUUGACCGUA
Myripristis murdjan (pinecone soldierfish) is the source of this 7746-nucleotide messenger RNA. RefSeq names its product FERM and PDZ domain containing 1b (gene frmpd1b). Gene Ontology annotation, molecular function: protein binding. Lineage: Eukaryota; Metazoa; Chordata; Actinopteri; Holocentriformes; Holocentridae. Gene Ontology annotation, cellular component: cytoskeleton. The transcript is spliced from 17 exons. The coding region runs from base 365 to 5590 and encodes 1741 amino acids. The record is from RefSeq and is a predicted model, not a curated record.